Messenger RNA from Adineta ricciae, 540 nucleotides. Lineage: Eukaryota; Metazoa; Rotifera; Eurotatoria; Adinetida; Adinetidae. The record is from the annotation of a GenBank genome assembly.
AUGGUAAUGAAAACAGAUGGAACAGUUAUGAUAUUCUUGUGCAUCUUUCGAAUCCUGCCAUUAUUUAUAACUUUCUGGUGUGUUUGUUCAUUUUCACCAGAUUUAUCAUCGUUUGAUGCAUAUGGUGUCAAAAUUGCUGCUAACGACGUUCUCAUAGUGGAAUCACUUCCUUCGACUUUUUCAUUUCUUGUUCGUCUUGCUCCUUUCGAUUAUUCAUUUUCAUGUACAAUUCCCUACAAUAAUGCCAAUCAAUACGUAUUUGCUGUCGCAGUUGAUCCCGAAGGAACAUAUAAUAAUCCUGUUCGUUUUGUUUUUAUUGGAAUUAACACAUUAACAAAGGUACCAUUUAUUGGAUCAUUAACGUAUGUCGGUGUCACAGGUGAUGCUUUUGUAUCAGCAACAAAUGGAUCACGAAAAGCGAGUUUUUCAUGUGUUGGAUGGCAGACAAAUAAUUAUCGUUUGCAUCAAUUUUCUCAACUUGUCACAACUACUGAUGACACGAUUAAUAGCGAUUGUUUCGUUGUUACCAUCGCGUACUAA